CGCCCUCCCAUGGGGUAAAGACCCGUCCCGCCCCGUCCGGGCCACUUUCCGCGCUGGCCUUGGAGUUCCGCAGACGGUGUACCUGCUGCUGAGACCAUGGAUGCCCAGGGGACAGAGGCCAAUGGGGACAGCCAGGUGACCCCGGAGGAACCAGUACAGCAGCCCAGUGUGGUGGACCGCGUGACCAGCCUGCCGCUCAUCAGCUCCACCUGCGACAUGGUGUCGGCUGCCUACUCAUCCACCAAGGAGAGUCACCCCCACGUCAAGACCAUGUGCGACGUGGCAGAGAAGGGAGUGAGGACCCUCACAGCGGCUGCAGUCAGCGGGGCGGAGCCCAUCCUGUCCCGGCUGGAGCCUCAGUUGGCAUCAGCCAGUGAGUAUGCCCACAGGGGGCUGGACAAGCUGGAGGAGAACCUUCCCAUCCUGCAGCAGCCCACGGAGAAGGCGGUGGAUGUGACCCGCGGAGCUGUGCAGAGCGGUGUGGACAUGACGAAGUCCGCGGUGACCAGCAGCGUCCAGUCGGUCAUGGGGUCGCGUGUGGGACAGAUGGUGCUGAGUGGGGCAGAGACCGUGCUGGGCAAGUCAGAGGCCUGGGCAGACAACCACCUGCCCAUGACAAAUGCCGAGCUGGCGCGCCUCGCCACGUCCCUGGAGGGCUUUGACAUAGCCUCGGUGCAGCAGCAGCGGCAGGAGCAGAGCUACUUUGUGCGCCUAGGCUCACUGUCUGAGCGCCUGAGCCAGCACGCGUAUGAGCACUCGCUGGGGAAGCUGCGCAGCACCAAGGAGCAUGCGCAGGAAGCGCUGCAGCAGCUGGCGCAGGCGCUCAGUCUGAUGGAAACCGUGAAGCAGGGAGUGGACCAGAAGCUGCUGGAGGGGCAGGAGAAGCUGCACCGGAUGUGGCUGAGUUGGAACCAGAGAGCAUCACAGGGCUCGGAGGACCCGGCCAAACCAGAGGUGGAGUCGCGGGCGCUGGCCAUGUGCCGCGAGGUGGCACAGCAGCUGCAGAGCACCUGUGCGUCCUUGGGCGCCAGCAUCCAGGGGCUGCCCGCGCACGUGAAGGACCAGGCCCAGCAGGUGCGCUGCCACGUGGAGGACCUGCAGGCCACCUUUGCCGGUGCCCGCUCCUUCCAGGACCUGCCCGGCAGUGUCCUGGCUCAGAGCCGGGAGCGCGUGGCCCAGGCCCGAGAGGCCCUGGAGCGUGUGGUGGAGUUCGUGGCCCAGAACGUGCAUGUCACCUGGCUGGUGGGGCCCUUUGCCCCGGGCAUCACUGAGCGAGCCCCAGAGGAGGAGGAGAAGUAGUAGGGGGUGGGCCGGCCUUGUCCCUCCCCGGGGGCACCAGCAUCGCUGGUUUCUCUAACAACCAGCUCACUUCAAACUCUUCUCUUCUUUUUCUAUUUUUUUCUUUGUUUCAGAGGGCUUGGCACUGAGCUACACCCCAGCUCUUAUUAUUUUAUAUUUUGUGACAGAGUCUCCCCAAAUUACUAAGUUGCCCAGACUAGGACUUCCGGUCUGAGUACCCUGGCCCCCUGGGUGGCCAGCGGGGGCAGCUGAGCUGAUUCUGGGUCCAAAAGGGGCUGAGGCCUGGGUGGUGAGCCCCGUCCCAGUACCCAGGUAUCCAGUGUCGCCUUAAUAAAUUUUACCUGCAGCUAAA
Heterocephalus glaber (naked mole-rat) is the source of this 1651-nucleotide messenger RNA. The record is from RefSeq and is a predicted model, not a curated record. NCBI's taxonomy places the organism in Eukaryota, Metazoa, Chordata, Mammalia, Rodentia, Bathyergidae.